UGGCGAGGCGGGAGGGGUGGGAGCGCAGCCCCCAUGGGCGCGGGGGAGGGGUGGGACCUGCUGCUGGGCCUGGCCUUGACCCUGUGCGGAGCUGCGGCCGACCCAGCAGAAAGGCAGUGGCGGGCAGUGGAUGUGGUCCUGGACUGCUUCCUGGUGGAGGAAAGCAGACACCUUGGAAGUCUUGCUAGCAGCAGGACCAUGGAGGACGCCCUGCUCGUGCUGAGGCAGGUACCAGUGCUGGACGAUGGCUCCCUGGAAGCCUUCACCGAUUUCCAAGGGGACACACUGGCCAAAGACACGCCACCUGUUACCUUCGAGGCCUCAGUGAACUUGGUACAGAUUCCCCAGGCCGAGGCCUUGCUCCAUGCUGACUGCAGCGGGAAGAAGGUGACCUGUGAGAUCUCCCACUAUUUUCUCCAGGCCACUGAGAAGACAGUUUCGUUCAUCACCAACGUGCAGGUACCCGGAGGGGGACCUAGUGUCUCCAUGGUGAUGAAGGUUCUCAGGGACGCUGAGAAUGGGACUGUCUUGCACCCCACACUGAAGCUGCCCCUGAGCCCCCAGGGGAUGGUUCAGACUGCAGUGGAGCUCCAAGUGACAACACAGACCCCAUCGCUGAGUUUCCUGCUGGGGUCCUCAGCCUCUCUGCACUGUGGCUUCUCCGUGGCCCCAGGCUUAGACCUAACUGGCGUGGAGUGGCGGCUGCAACAUAAGGGCCACGGCCAGCUGGUGUACAGCUGGACCACGGGGCAGCACCAGGCCAAGCGGGAGGGUGCCACGCUGCAGUCGGAGCAGGUACUCCUGGCUGGGGAUGCCUCCCUCACCCUGCCUAGCCUCACUGUGAAGGACGAGGGGACCUACAUUUGUCAGAUCACCACCUCUCUGUACCAAGCCCAACAAAUCAUCCACUUCCACGUCCAAGCUUCCCCCAAAGUACGACUGAGCUUGGCAAACAAAGCUCUGCCACCCAGCCUCAUCUGCAGCAUCACUGGCUAUUAUCCUCUGGACGUGACUGUAACAUGGACCCGAGAGGAGCCAGGUGGAGCCCCAGCUGCAGUCUCUGGGGCCUCCUUCUCCAGCCUCCGGCAAAGCCCAGUGGGCACCUACAGCGUCUCCUCCUUCCUGAAGGCAGAACCUGGCCCUGAAGGCACCACUUACACCUGCCAGGUCACCCACGUCUCCCUGGAGGAACCCCUUAGGGCCAGCACCUGGGUUGGUCCACCAGAGCAGGAAACGACCUUUGGAGUCCUCUUUGCCAGCAGCCUCUUCCUUCUUGCGCUGUUGUUCCUGGGGCUUCAGCUCCCUCACCGAGGCCUGCCGAGACGCUGAGGCCCUCUGGGUAACCACUCUCCUGCCUCAGUAAGAAGGAGUAGCCACGUUCUCCCAGAAGGACCCUAGCUAGUGUCAGAAGUCAAAAAGGCCUGAAGAAAGGCAUGAGAAGGCACAGGUCACAGGAGCUCUGGCUCUGUGCACGUCUCUGUCUGCCUUCAUUGUGUCCCUGGGCUGAACACCAACGGAGAAAACAUGAAGAGGUUGGGAGGGUGGUAGGAAGGCAGAGUGUCUGGGUGGAGGUUAAAAACAAGCCUGUGGUAGGAAAAGCAACUGGGAAGAUGUUAGGAAAGGAGCAAGUGAGGGGCGGUGGGGCAGAGGGUGGGGGUUGGACCAUCACACACAAGCCUCUGAACUCUAAAUAAAACUCCUUGUGUGCUCAGAAAC
Messenger RNA from Hyaena hyaena (striped hyena), 1716 nucleotides. It is a transcript of the gene TAPBPL, whose product is annotated as TAP binding protein like. The coding region runs from base 34 to 1329 and encodes 431 amino acids. Lineage: Eukaryota; Metazoa; Chordata; Mammalia; Carnivora; Hyaenidae. The transcript is spliced from 7 exons. The record is from RefSeq and is a predicted model, not a curated record.